This is a messenger RNA of Naegleria lovaniensis, 456 nucleotides long. RefSeq lists its product as uncharacterized. The coding region runs from base 1 to 456 and encodes 151 amino acids. Gene Ontology annotation, biological process: intracellular protein transport; vesicle-mediated transport. The transcript is spliced from 2 exons. The record is from RefSeq and is a predicted model, not a curated record. Gene Ontology annotation, cellular component: cytoplasm. Gene Ontology annotation, molecular function: GTPase activity; GTP binding. NCBI's taxonomy places the organism in Eukaryota, Heterolobosea, Eutetramitea, Acrasida, Naegleriidae.
AUGGGCUCUUUUCUUUCUCGAUUAUUCUUUUCACAAAUUAUCAGUUACAAACACUCGAAAAUUGUCAUUCUCGGACUCGAUAAUGCAGGUAAAACUGCAACAUUGUAUAAAAUUGGAUUGAAUGAAAAUGUCACAACUGUUCCAACCGUUGGAUUUAAUUGUGAAACGAUUCAGUAUAAUAAUGUGAGAAUGUUAAUUUUUGAUUUGGGAGGUCAAGCGAAAAUUCGACAAGUUUGGCAACAUUAUUUGGAAAAUACCGAUGCCAUUAUUUAUGUUGUGGAUUCUGCUGAUCCGACGAACAAGCAAGACUUGUCAGAAGCUUUACCGGCCUCUCAAAUUGCAGAAGAAUUGAAUUUGAAAAGUAUUAAACAAGAUUAUCAUUUACAAGAUUGCUCGGCCAUUACUGGAAAAGGAUUAUAUGAAGGAUUUGAUUGGUUGUCUGGAAAAAUUGCAUAA